Messenger RNA from Staurois parvus, 582 nucleotides. NCBI's taxonomy places the organism in Eukaryota, Metazoa, Chordata, Amphibia, Anura, Ranidae. The record is from the annotation of a GenBank genome assembly.
UGCACAUUGUGAGAAACUCACAGAGAGGAGCCGGCACAACUGUGCAAGAUGAAAGGGGAGGAGCCGGUACACCUGUGCAAGACGGGAGGGGAGGAGCCGGUACACCUGUGCAAGACAGAAGGGGAGGAGCCGGUACACCUAAGCAAGACAGAAGGGGAGGAGCCGGUACACCUGUGCAAGACAGAAGGGGAGGAGCCGGUACACCUGUGCAAGACGGAAGGGGAGGAGCCGGUACACCUGUGCAAGACGGAAGGGGAGGAGCCGGUACACCUGUGCAAGACGGAAGGGGAGGAGCCGGUACACCUGUGCAAGACGGAAGGGGAGGAGCCGGUACACCUGUGCAAGACGGAAGGGGAGGAGCCGGUACACCUGUGCAAGACGGAAGGGGAGGAGCCGGUACACCUGUGCAAGACGGAAGGGGAGGAGCCGGUACACCUGUGCAAGACGGAAGGGGAGGAGCCGGUACACCUGUGCAAGACGGAAGGGGAGGAGCCGGUACACCUGUGCAAGACGGACGGGGAGGAGCCGGUACACCUGUGCAAGACGGACGGACGGGGAGGAGCCGGUACACCUGUGCAAGAC